Molecule: messenger RNA, 6769 nt
Organism: Lytechinus pictus (painted urchin)
Lineage: Eukaryota; Metazoa; Echinodermata; Echinoidea; Temnopleuroida; Toxopneustidae
Product: ras-related protein Rab-8A-like
Exons: 7
Coding region: 177-800 (207 amino acids)
Biological process (GO): Golgi vesicle fusion to target membrane; protein localization to plasma membrane; endocytic recycling
Cellular component (GO): endosome; plasma membrane; synaptic vesicle
Molecular function (GO): GTPase activity; GTP binding
Source: RefSeq, a predicted model, not a curated record
GACUGUCGUGGGUCGAGUUGUCGUAUGGUCGGGUUGUCUGAACUCCUCGACAGGGUGUUCCCAAACGUAACAUCAACAACAUUAUACACCCUCUCUAUUCAAGAACUGUGGCGAACGGCGAAGGCCUAUCAUUUAGUACAGAGCAGGACGGGAUUUUACUUGUUUAAGGUUAAAUAAUGGCUAAAACAUACGAUUUUCUUUUCAAAUUACUAUUAAUAGGAGACUCAGGGGUUGGAAAGACCUGCGUUUUAUUCAGAUUUUCAGAAGAUGCUUUUAAUUCAACGUUUAUUUCAACGAUAGGUAUUGAUUUCAAGAUUAGGACAAUAGAAUUAGACGGUAAAAAGAUUAAGUUACAAAUAUGGGACACAGCAGGCCAGGAGAGGUUCAGAACAAUCACAACAGCUUAUUACAGGGGAGCAAUGGGCAUCAUGCUUGUGUACGAUAUCACAAACCAGAAGUCAUUCGACAACAUCAGGAAUUGGAUAAGAAAUAUCGAAGAGCAUGCGUCAGCAGAUGUAGAGAAGAUGAUCCUAGGAAACAAAUGUGACAUGGACGACAGGAGAGCAGUAUCCAAGGAAAAGGGAGAACAGUUGGCAAUAGAAUAUGGAAUCAAGUUCAUGGAAACUAGUGCCAAGGCUAGCAUUAACGUUGAAGAGGCUUUCGUGACUCUUGCCAGAGACAUCAAGUCAAAGAUGGACAGGAAAAUGGAUGCAACAGGUCAGCAAAAACUAGGAGGGGUCAAGGUCACGGAGAAAGAGACGCAAAAGAAGAGUGGCUGGAAAUUGUGCACUUUAUUGUGAUGCAUUUCCAUCCUUAUGCAUUUCCAUGAACUGCUUUUAACAAAAAAAGACUAUAAAGGUUUAGGAGCAAUUCCAGCAUUUUGGAUGAUUGUGAUUGUAACCAAGGCAACGUCCUGAAACGCUGGAAACUCUUCAUUCCUUUUGUUAACCCUUUUCUGCAAAAUUGAAGAUGCAAACAGGUGUGCGGAGAGAUUCCAACUGUGCGGUUUCCACAAAGGGAUUCUUUAACUUCUUACCCAAUAUAAACUACAGGUAACUUUAGCUUUUAGGAAGGAAAUAUAUCUAAGAGAUCUUGUUGGCCCAAACAUUUUUCUCUUGUUCUGAAAUAUGCUUCAUAGCAUCUUUUUUAAAUGUCAAGUCCACCCCCCUUAAAGCUGGUUUGAAUGGAAAGAGAAAAAUCAAACUGGCAUAUUGCUGAAAAUUUCAGCCAACUUAGAUGUAAAAUAAAUAAAAGUUAUGUCAUUUUGAAAUUUUGCUUAUCUCAAAACAUUCGUAUGCACAACACUGAUAUGUAAAUGAGGGUCGUAAUGUCACUAAGUAUUUUUUUCACUUAUUAUUGCGUGAAUUAAACAAUACUGUAUUUUUAACAGAUUUGACAAUUAUGAGACGUUCCAUCAAAUCGAUAUAGGUUACAGCAUCGACAAUUCCACUUGUCCAGGAAGGAACCACACUUUGUGUCAAUUGUAAUGAGGAUGAAAUAACAAAAAUCUGUCGUGUAAUGAAAUACAAGAAAUAGUGAGUGGAUGACAUAAUCAGUUCCCUCAUUUGCAUACUGACCAGGAUGAGCAUAUAACUUGUUUGUGAAAGUAACCCAAAUUUUGAAAUGUUAUCACUCUUUUAUUCGACAUCAAAUUUUGGUUUCAUGACAUUGCUCCGGGAACAAUUGCUCCGCUGCAAAUUCCACACAUUAAUGGAAUGAUCAACUUCAACCCUGGAUUUAACACGAUACCCUAUCCUAAACCUAACAUAAAACCCUAUUGCAACCAUAAACCUAACCCUAUAUUUUAGACGAAAUAAAGCCCGAAGCAAUCGUCGCCGGAGCAAAUGUCCUGUCACCCAAAUUUUAAUUAUUCAGCUUGUUUGAUUUUUUUUCUCACUUUUUAUUCAAGUAAACCUUUUGUUGGGUUUGACUUGCCCUUUAGAUCCAAUCUAUGCUUUUUGCCCUACAUUGUUUGAUUGAUGCAACCUUACUAAAGUGAAUGGGGUGUAUUGUAAUACGCCAGAAUUAACAAUAUCGCCAAUGAGUAGGGAAAGAAUUAUAUUACAUUUCAUUGCUUUAUACUGCAGGAAAUUAGAUAAAUGCUGCAACAUAUAAAUAUAUAUCCUUGCAGAUUUAACUUUUAAGUAUACAGCAAGUGAAAUCAAAUAUGUAAGAAUGAUAAAAAUUAUUGUUGUUUUUUAUAUGAAAACAAGCUUUUUUGUAUUAUUAGAUGUAGGUAGGCCUACAUGUACCUUCCUAAAAGCAACACAAAUAAGAUUGUCAUUAACAUAAAAGAUUUUCCCCAGCAAAGAAAAACAAAUGGAUGGGCUUCAAGAAACUUGCUGGAAAAUAAGAUAUUUUUCAUUUCCAAUUUACACUUCUACCACUUUGUCCCCUUGCUCAUAAUCUAAGUAUCAUUUUUACAUUCUUUGUAUUAUAGAUGAAAUUUUGAAUACUUGACAUUUUGUUAUAUUUUCAAUGGAAGAAGAAUGAUUUACAUGUACAUGUUCUUUCUUAUACUAAUAUAGGUUUAGAUUUUCAUGUAAAAAAAGGAAAUAUAUGAUAAUUUACUAAACCUGCUUUAUUGCCCCUAUUGGAAUAUCACUCGGUGGAUAGCAGCAGUCACAAAUCACAUAUAUUUUAGAUAUGACAUAAAAGGAAGUCCCCUCUAAUUAAAAAAAGCCAUAAUUUUUUAGAGAAAAAUAGUAGAAGUGAGUUUUACCAAGUCAUGCAUGAGUGCCAGGGAAAUUUGUUAUUUAAGUUUGCACAAGGCGUUUUUUCCUGCCAUAUUAUGAGGAAAUAUAAGCACUGCUUGCCGUUUAUUUCUAUGCAUUCUUCCCCAGUCAUGGUAUCAACAACCUUUUGCUUUUAAACGAUAUUUGACCACACUGUUUGGUAGCAAAAUAUGUUUUUAUUAUUUGGGGGAUUGGGCAGUUCUAAAUUUGGGAGCAUGAAAUGUUUUUAAAUCGCCCCCAAAAUUAUUUUCAUCUCAAAAACAAAUGUCAAAUUGGUACCUGGUAGGGAUCUCCCUAAGACGACAUGAAGGUGUUCAAACUUGUGCGGGCAGCAACUUAAGUGGCUGAUUUUAAGCUGGUUUUAAUCUCAGACUCAAAGUGUUACUAUCAAGGGAUAGAGACUAUUCCAAUCCGUCUUCAUUCUUGGUAAAGAUGACUACGCAUUUAAAUUUUACACCGUUGUUUAAGGGGAACUUAUUCUUUUUUUUAAUUACAUAUUUUGUGGAUGCUGUUUUCCAUGGAUCGAUCUUAAACCUUAUAUUCUUUGCUAUAUAUUGCUCUCUUACUAAUUUUUAAUCACAUUCCUUAUUGGUAAUAAACAAAUUGAUACUUAUUCCUGGGCAUUAUAUAUACUUUAAAUACCAGAAAUAGUGAUUGAAAAUAUUGAUUGCAUCACUUUUGGCUUACCAUAGUAUAACCUUGAAUGACUGGGAAAUCCGAGGGGGGGGGACAUUUGCAUGCCCUCAACAUGCAAAGGAGAUGGCAUGGUGAUUCAUGGGUUGGGUGGGUUUUUUUUUUCUUUUAAGUCUUAUGCAUCUCUUGAGGCCAAAUCUGUGAUUUUCGGUCUGGCAGUUCUCAAGUUAUACGACAUUCCUACCUGUUCAUCAUACAAAAUAUCCCCCAAAAUUCCUUCCAAAUUUAUUUUUCUGAAUCGAGUUUUGCGUUAACUGAUUAAAAUCAAUUAAUUUCACACAGUAAAAUAGAUUUUAAAAAAAAAGAUUCUGGAGAAUAGAAAUGAAUUUUUAUGCUGAUUUUUUGGUUCAAGCAUAUUUGGUGAGAAUUUGUAUUUAUGCAUGAAAUCAUAGUAAUCUUCAUUAUGAUAUGAAGAUUUUUUAACACAAUUUACAAUGAAAAAAAUGAAGUAUUUCAUGACAGCUGUUGUUUGUAUUUCAUUUUGUUUUCGUAAAAGUUGAUUUGUUUUCAGAUUUAUGUUAUAUAAUAUUCCCAACAUUUUUGCGCUAUCACCUACUCUCAGUGGUCACCGAGGCAUGAUUUUGUUUUCAGGUUUGCAUUGUCAAAAGCGAUGAAUAUCUGAUGAGAUUUGUGAUUUCAAGGUCAAAAUUCAAGGGUUACAGAGGUCAUACAUAUACACCUGAAAAUUAAUCAUUUUGUGAUAACUAAUAUGUGUUUGAGGGAUUCACAUCAGACUUGGUUAAUGUUUGCAUUUAAGAGUGAAGAUCUGACGAGAUUUUGGGGUUUCAAUGUCAAAGAUUUUAGAAACCAAUUUUAUAUGAAAUGAGUGAAAUGUUCUUUGAGGGCCCCCCCCCCAUCAUUUUAUGGUUGCAUUGAGAACCAAAUGAGUCAAUAGAUAUUAUAAAAACACUUCCAAAAUGGAGGAAUAUAUCCAGUGUAAUUUGAAAGGCAGUUAGACACAAGCAAGGAACUCCUAUUUUCAUAGUUAUAAAUACAGACCUACAUGUACUAGUAUCUUAUUUCACAUGUUGAUAUUCUCAGUCUGAUAAUUUGAAUGAAUAGUGCUUCCUUUCUCCCACCCCCCCCCCUUCUCUCUCUGAAUACAUAUAACUUUCUUCAGAGGCGAGUUCGAGUAUCGAGCUAUGUGUACACAUUCAGUGUUUCUUUUUUAUUAUUAUUAUGUUAUGUAAUAUUGCUUCCAAUUGACAAGUUUUUUUAAAGUAAUUGCCUGUAAGAUGUUGCCUCUAAAGUGAAAAACUAGUAUAUUCAGGUCAUUCAAGGAUGAAAGGAGAAUUGAACCAUGGGAACAAUCGCUUUUGUGAAAAUAGAAAAAUCAAAGAAUAAGAUUUAUGAAAGUUUUUGACGAAGAAUGUUGUAAGCAUUUGAAUGUUCAGAACACCAAUGCCAUAGAGUUUCCCCAAAUUUCCAUGCAUUAAACAUGUGUUGUCACACAUGAACAACUCUUCCAUUUGGAUAACCUGUGGACAAACAUAUUUUAUACAUCUCUUUUUAGCUUUGUCUAAUCAUAGUACAAACUCUUUGUCCUAGUUAUAUUUUAGAAACCUCCAUUGCAUGUCCUCCUGUGAACAGAACACCUGGGGACUGUUUCAUGGGAAGUUGUCAGCUGUCUUUCUCCGACAGUUACCAUAGUAACAGUCAGAGGCUAGUGGUUCUCAGCCAGUCAAAACAAAGGAUUUCACUUAAAUUGUCAGUGCCGACAACUUUCAUGUAACGCCCCCCCCCCCCCCUCCCCCUGUUCCAUAAUGAAAUAUACUUAUUAAUGUAUUGAGUAUUGAUUCAUGAAGAUGUUAUUAGAAAUAUGUAUGUCCUCUGACAAAUGUUACCAAUAUUCUUGUCACUAUUCGCAAAAUCACAUUUUGCAGGUAUUUAGUUGUGACUCAAUAUCAGUGAUGAGAAAAGGGUAUGUUAAUUGUUGUAAAUGAAUAGGUCCUCUUUCAUUAAAUGCAUGAACAAAUUAUGUAACAUGAGUAACCGAGGCAUUUCAAUGAUUUUCAUGAAGUACAGUUUUUUGUCGCCAAUUUGUAUUUUGUGCAAAUGAGAAACGGCAUGUAUAUGCUUUUUUGUGACAUUUAAACUACCUACCAUUAAUAGGUAUGUAAGAAAUCAACAACUUAAUAAUUUUGGCUUCUAAUGUAUCUUUAGUACCUAACAGUAAAUUGUUUGUUUGCCGUUACUGAUUUGACCUUAGAAAAUUUGCAGACUUUCAUUUUUUUUUUCAAAUUUGACCCCAAGAAAUCAACAAUUUGCCUAUUUACCAUAAUUUCAGACCGUUUUUCUGGACUUUUUUAAUUUUUACUACAAAUAAAGUUGAUAAAAAUAAGUAAAUUGUGUAGUAAAAUAUUUUCAUAUCUACAGCAGAAGACAACUGUGUCUGAGCAACCCUCAAUAUCCAUAAUAGAUCUAGGAAAUGUUUCAUUUCAUAACAAAAAAAAGAGCAACCCUAUUUUUUCCUCUGUUACGGCAAACAAACAAUUUUGAGCAUAAAUGUGGAUUUGAUUUAGUUCACUGCCUGUCUAUAUAUAUCAUGCAUGUAAUUAUUAUUUUUUUCAUGUUGAUUAUCUCCAUGAAAAGGCCUGCAACUUACUGAUUGAUGAUGAAACUUUUUUAUUGAAAGAUCUAUGGCAGAUUCAAAGUUGGUAGAUUUUACUAUAAUGCUCACAGUUGCCAUUAUUGAUAACAAAUAAAAAGCAUCUCUUAUGAAUUGGGAUACGCGGACACUGCCCGAAAGAGCAUUAAUAUCAGUGUCUAAUAUACAAAUAAUACAAUUGGGUAUUAGCUAGAGUUGCACACCCAAGGUAUCUUUGGAACAGUUCUACCAUCCAGAGACAAAGCAGAGGGCAUUUGGGCUAUUUCAAAGGUUACAAAUGGGUGUAAUUAUUCUAACGCUGAACAAAAUGAUGUGUAUGACAUCUUUAUGUUGUAUAAGAUAGUGAUUUGGAUUCUUGGUUAUUUCAUAAACCAUCCUCGUCUUAAAACAAUGACUGGUCGAUAGAACAAGUCAUUAGUACCAGUCAUCAGCACAUGACUGGUCACAUGACACAUAUUAGCCAAUCAUUUGGAAAGGAUCCAUUUCACCAUUUUAUAUUGUAAGAGUAUGUUAUUUCCAAAUAACUCAUAUCAUCCAAAUGCAAAACGGGGUGAUACCAUUGUGUUAUAAUCAUCGUGUAUCAUAGUCUUUUGCUCAUAAAUUUACUUAUUUGCAUUAUCAAAUUGAGAGCUUGUCAUUUUCAUUGUAAGACAUUGCACAUGUAUUGAUGAACAUAGUUACAUGUAUAAUUGUCUUUCUUACAAAUAAAAAAGAUUACAACAUAUUUCUUUCA